Molecule: messenger RNA, 5152 nt
Organism: Labrus mixtus (cuckoo wrasse)
Lineage: Eukaryota; Metazoa; Chordata; Actinopteri; Labriformes; Labridae
Product: potassium voltage-gated channel subfamily KQT member 2-like
Exons: 19
Coding region: 599-3391 (930 amino acids)
Biological process (GO): transmembrane transport; potassium ion transport
Cellular component (GO): membrane
Molecular function (GO): voltage-gated potassium channel activity
Source: RefSeq, a predicted model, not a curated record
UAGAUGUCCAUUAACAUGACUGAAGAGAGCAGCACAUGUGAAUAUUGCAUGAGGCAUCGACUGGAAGUAUCUGCAGCUACUCAUUUGGGCUGGACUUGAGUGGAGAGGGCGGAAGGUUAUCUCAGGAUAGAUGUUUGGAGAAAGGGUACAGUAAUGAUCCCCUCAGUCUGAUCAAUAACUAAAUUUGACAUAUGAUCCAAAUUGACAACCCCAGCUGAAAUGUAACUGCACCAGAAGAACGACUGGUUGAAAUGUUGAAAUGAACUUUGCAGUGCAAGUCAUUUCUGGGCCAUUAGCUAGAUUGUAUACGAAUUGCUGAUGGCAAACGUGAUUGGACUGUGGAGUGAGAAUCUCGAGUGUUUCUCUCCUUGCUCUGUUUGUCAAACAGCCGGAAGGGGCUAAGGUAAAAGCUUACACUGUGCAGUUUCGCGUGGUUAUUGCAAUUGGUUUUCUAGAGGGACCGACAGCGACUGCAUCCUCCUCCAGCAGCAGCAGCAGCAGCAGCAGCAGAGCAGCAGCACACACCCCUCAGCACCGGUGAUGCAUCCCCGCGGCAAGGACACGGACAACUCCUCGUCAGAGUCGUCUCGACUUUAGAAUGGUGAAGAAAUCUCUCAACGGCGGGGUUUACCCAACUCAAGCCGGAGAGAAGAAGCACAAAGUCGGCUUUGUAGGAUUGGACCCGGGAGCUCCGGAAUCCAGCAGGGAUGGGGCGCUGCUCAUUGCGGGAUCUGAAAGCACCAAGCGGAGCACCAUCCUCUGCAGACCGAGGUCCAGCAUCUCCGCAGGUAGACCCAGACCGUCGAAGAAAAAUGCCAGCUAUCGGAAGCUACAGAAUUUCCUUUAUAAUGCGCUGGAGAGACCGCGGGGAUGGGCGUUCAUAUACCACGCUUAUGUCUUCCUCUUGGUCUUCUCCUGUCUCAUACUUUCAGUCUUUGCCACCAUCAAAGAGUUCAAAAAUAGCUCAGAGAGUGCCUUGUACAUCCUGGAAAUUGUGACCAUUGUCGUGUUUGGAGUGGAGUACAUUGUGAGGAUAUGGGCCGCCGGCUGCUGCUGUCGCUACAGAGGAUGGAGAGGGAGGCUAAAAUUUGCCAGAAAGCCUUUCUGUGUCAUAGACAUCAUGGUGCUCAUUGCCUCAGUAUCUGUUCUGGCUGCUGGAUCUCAGGGCAAUGUCUUUGCCACCUCGGCCAUCAGGAGUCUGAGGUUCCUGCAGAUCCUUCGCAUGCUGCGUAUGGACCGCCGUGGAGGCACCUGGAAGCUGCUCGGAUCUGUAGUUUAUGCCCACAGCAAGGAGCUCAUCACGGCGUGGUACAUUGGCUUCCUGUGCCUCAUCCUGGCUUCAUUUCUGGUCUACUCUGUGGAAAAGGAGUCGAACGACGAGUUUGAGACCUACGCUGAUGCUCUGUGGUGGGGACUGAUCACUCUCACCACCAUUGGUUAUGGCGAUAAGGUCCCGAAGACCUGGAAUGGGCGCUUGCUGGCGGCGACAUUCAGCAUGAUCGGAGUCGCCUUCUUUGCACUUCCUGCUGGCAUCCUGGGUUCUGGCUUUGCCCUCAAAGUUCAGGAGCAACACCGACAGAAACAUUUUGAGAAGAGACGUAACCCUGCAGCAGGCCUCAUACAGGGUGCAUGGAGGUUUUAUGCCACCAACCUGUCCCGUACAGACCUGCUGUGCACUUGGGAUUUUUACGAGCAGACUGUCGCUGUUCCCAUGUACAGACUCAUCCCGCCUCUGAAUCAGCUGGACCUGCUGAGGAAUCUGAAGGGAAAGUCAUUCAGGAAAGAGUCUCAAACUGAAACCUCUCCCAGUAAUGAAAAUGCACACAAAGACAGACUUUGCGGGUGCUGUCCGAGAACUAUUAGUCGGAAGGCCAGUCUGAAGGACAAGGUGUUUCCCAGUCCCUCCAAGGCUCCCGUGGUCAAAGGGAAGGCCCAGUCUCCAGGGGCGGAGGACGGGGCUGAAGGAAGUCCCAACAAGGUCGCCAAGAGCUGGAGCUUCACAGAGAAGAACAGAACGCCAAAACACGCUUUCAAAGUCAGAGGCGGCCCCUCACGACAAAACUCAGAGGUGCUGAUUGAAAUGCAGGAGGAAGACUUUGGACUGAAGAGUUUUCCAGCAAUUGAAGGUUUAAUAAAGGCCAGCCUCCCAGGAGAGGAAAUUGGUGAUGAUAAGAGCUGCCACUGCGACUUUCUCACUCAAGAAUUACCACCAGGCUUGAAGGUUACAAUAAGGGCGAUCUGCAUCAUGAGGUUUCUGGUGUCAAAGAGGAGAUUCAAAGAGAGCCUGCGGCCUUACGACGUCAUGGAUGUGAUAGAGCAAUACUCUGCAGGUCACCUGGACAUGCUGUCUCGCAUUAAGAACCUGCAGUCCAGGAUAGAUAUGAUUGUGGGGCCCCCUCCCCCAUCAACACCUCGCCAUAAGAAGUCCACUGAAGGUCCUAGAGUUGACCAGAUAGUUGGUAAAGGUCCUAAACCUGAAGGAGAUGCGGCGGAGGACCCGAGCAUGAUGGGACGUCUGGUCAAAGUUGAAAAGCAGGUGAUCUGUAUGGACAGGAAACUUGACUUUCUGGUCAACGUGUAUGUGCAGCGUAUGGGCAUCCCUCGCUCGGAAACAGAGGCCUUUUUCAACUCCAAAGAGCCGUAUCCAGCUCCGCCUUACCACAGCCCCGAGAAGAGCAAGCUAGAGAAGGAGGAUCAAGAGGAGGUGAAGCAAGAAAAGGAGGUGAAGACAUGCUCACCUGCAGAUGUCCCAUGCUCUGAUGGGUCGUUGGAAAAGAGAGAUCCUUUGCUGGGUCGGUCUGUGGUGAUUUCAGUGGGUACUCCUUCUGGCAGCCACAGCCGGCCCUCUACCUCCUGGCAGCACCAGCUGCAGCACCCCCUCAGCCAGCCUGCCUGGAACAGCAGCGUGGCCAACACCCCAUCACCAGUCGGUGGCAACGGCAAUCAUUCGCCCACCCUAUUCCGCCUACCCCCUCCGCCUGCUCCGGUACACGACCGAUCCUCCUCUGGUCAGGGCGGCAGUGGCAGAGAGAGCUCCCAGAGCAGGAGGCGCCACAGAAGGCAGAGGUGUCAGCAGGAUGCCACCGCUGUGGAGAGCGACACGUCUCUGUCCAUCCCGUCUGUCGACCACGAGGAGCUGGAGCGCUCCUUCAGCGGCUUCAGCAUCUCGCAGGCCAAGGAGGACUUCUUUGGGCCCUCGUUCUUUGCGGGGUCAGGAGGUGGAGCUGCAGCGGGGACUGAGGCGGCAGCCGGACCUGCACUCUGUGCCAGGGUCAGACCCUUCAUAGCGGAGGGGGAAUCAGACACAGACUCUGACCUGUACGCUCCCUCCCCUCUGUCCUUCACCGGGGAGGUGUCAGGUGGAGAGAGGGCGUGGCCGGGGCUGAAGUAGGUCAGGGAGGACUGCUCUGCCUUGGUGAGAGGCUCACGCUGAAAGAGACCAACGCUUCAGGUCAGGAGAGAAGACCUCGUAGCCAACUGACUGUUUUUGCGGACGACGCUAUACCAGACCAUUUAAGGAGAAAUGAAUGGUCAUGAAUAGCUGUUUAUAACUGAAGAUGGUACAAAUAUGUCCUCAAAAAACAAAGGGGGUUGUCCUUUAUCACCUUUUAUUGUUUGUGAUGUGACACUUUAUAGGAGAUGCUUUAUAUUGAUUUGCACUGUAUCCAUCAAUGUCUUGAUUUCAUAGAAAAUGGCUUUUUAGGAACAUUUCUUUAUUACUAAGUAAACAGUUUUGUUGCAUUAAGUCGUGAAGAAAGGAACACAAGAGUGUGAGAAAAUGAUUUAUGACACUUUCAAUUAGCAUUUGACUUAUACUUUGUGUAUGGGAAAAUCACCCGAGUGUAUUUCAACACUUCUUCUGUUACACUCUGACCACUUAAAAUACAAAAAAAAAAGCGAGUUAGCCAUGCAAAACUGUUAAAGUCCUCUCAAGUGGUUAGCAUAGUGUCUUGUUAACUUCUUUACCUUUGAAUGACUUGAGGUGUUAUGAUGCCAAAACCGUAGCUUUGAUAAUCAAUUAGAUUCUUGCAGAAUUAAAAAAAAAGUCACGCUUGCCUUCCAGGAAUAAUAAUAAAUCAGCCUUUUGUUUCACUGGAUACGACAGAAAAACUCCCCUCAAAGUUAACAAAGCAGUGAACCUGCUGCAUGGCAUGUUAAACUGUUGAUUUUAAGGACUUUGUGAUUGAGGCUACAAAACCAGACAAAAAUCCCACAAGUGUUUUCUUUCUCUACAGACAGACAGGGCGUUGAAUAAAAUAUGAAAAAGAUGCGUGCAUGAAUGUUUUCAAGCUACAAUACGUUCAUUUCUUUAUACGGCUUUGCUUGAAAUCUGAUCAUGUAUAUGCAGACAGAGCCCGCUCAUUUCAGUGGCUUUACUUUCUGUCCAUAAAUUAUGUUUACUUUAUUACAGACUCAAAUGAUUACUAUGGAAACAAUAUGGGCUGCGAUGGAGACGAGCUCAUUUUUUUUAAGAUCACAAAAACAGGAAAUGUUCACGUUGUAUUGAGCAAAUCGUGCAACACCUUGAUAAUCGGGAACAAAAGGUAUUUGGCCUGCGAUGCAUAGUUCAAUCAUUUAGAAAUAUCUGCUGCUUUGUCAGUCCUGCACUAAAUGAGGAAAUGCAAUAAAAGCAAGCAAGGCAAUCAAGAACCAUUCUUUAGAAACAUGACGAUGGCCUUUUUCACACCCGACUCCAUUGUUUUUUAAGUAAUCAAAUCAAUCAUUAGAUAUAUCUCAAAAAAGAAGUGCAAGUACAUUUCCAAGUCUUAUAUAGGAGAUUCUGUGGCCGCGGAGCAGUCGUUAGGGGUUACACGUCCAGGCCACUGAUAAUACUAAAAGCAUGGGAUCUAUAGGGGCAUUUGAAGCAUGAACAGUUCUUGUUAAAAACUAACCCUGAGUCAUAGCGAAACAACCCACAACAUUUGAACUUUAUCGCCCCACAGUAAACAUCAAUCAGUAGACUGUUCACACCAGAUCCAUAACUCAUAUUUUCCAUGAAAGAAGAACAAAACCCUGCUGGCAUGUUUUCUACGAGCCAAAUGAAACGGACGUGUUGGGUUUUACAUGACACAGUAGCUCUUAGUUCAACACCAUCAUGUAACUGCACCUUCUUCUUCUUCAGUAAUAAAACUUUGUACAUCACUGAAAAUCA